AUGUCGUCUGCCUCUUCGCCGACCUCGCCCGUCAUCCCCGGCGGCUUCGGCGGGAGACAAGGCAGCGGGGACCACUACCUAGAAAGGAACACUGCCUCGACGUCGUCGCAGAGCCAGGCGGCAGGAAAGCCGGACACAUGGGCAGCAGGCGCAGAAGAGCUUGCGGGCGACGUAGAGAAGAAGAACGAUCGAAGGCGCGAUGAUCGCAUCAAGUCUCGAUUUGUCGACACCUCGGGCUGGAAUUGGGAAGAGUCGCAGACGUCUGCACCCCACGACGGUCCAUCGUCGAUGCGCAUUCAUCCUAGUAUGCAACAGUCACAAUCGCAACAACAGCAACAGCAACAGCAGCAGCAGCAGCAGCCGCAGCCACAGAGAACAGCCAGCCUCGGGGCUGACCAGCGGACGAACGGGGAUGGCCCGCAGUCUGGCUCGAUGACUGAAUUCAGACGCCCGAGCUACCCGACACGGACGAGCUCGCGUCCUGACAUGGCACGAAUCGACACCAGUGGGCGCAUUUCGCCGGCUGGGAGCAGAUCGGGUGCGCCUUCGCCCAGUGGCCAGCUCCAGGCCGCGCCUGCCCUAGCCUCAUCCUCGGCCGCGACCUUUCCCGCCUCUUCCGAGCCCUUUGAUCGCCCGCCGCAGGAUCUUUCGCAGCAGCCACAGUCCCAAGCGCAGGCAGGGACUUCAAAGGAGGUGGGAACGAGCAAGAGUAAGCGGGACCAGCCGUGCGAUGCGUGCGGCAAGCCAAUGACGGGCCAAUUUGUGCGGGCCCUCGGCGUCGUCUACCACUUGGACUGCUUCCGGUGUCGCGACUGCAACAAGGUCGUCGCCGCCAAGUUCUUCCCCGCCACCGACGAAAUGAGCGUCUCCUCACCAGCGGGGAGCGGCAGCAACGAUGGCGAUCGAAGACAGCCCUCUCCGACGGGAAAGCUCUUUCCCCUGUGCGAGACGGAUUACUUCCGGAGACUGGAUCUCAUCUGCGCAAAGUGCGGCGGGGCAUUGCGGGGGAGCUACAUCACUGCUCUGGGAAAGAAAUUCCACGUCGAGCACUUUACCUGCUCCGUCUGCCCCGUCGUGUUUGGGCCCCAGGACAGUUACUACGAGCAUGACGGACGUGUCUUCUGCCACUUCCACUACUCGACUCGGUUCGCCAUCCGAUGCACAGGUUGCCAGACGGCCAUCCUCAAGCAGUUUGUCGAGAUCAACCGCAACAAUCAGGACGAGCAUUGGCACCCAGAGUGCUACAUGAUUCACAAGUUUUGGAACAUCAAACUAUGCCCCACAGGAUCAACGCCCCGCGAAAAUGUCGCAGCGGAGCCUACGACGGUGCCCUCCGCCCCGGAGCCGUCAAAUUCUGGUGUGGCGCCCGUCUCCAACGCAUCAGCCACAGACGCCCCGUCGGCCGAUGCACUUGAGACGGAAGCGAGCGAGACACCGUCUAGUCUCAAACACAAGCAGAGACAGAUGGAAGAGCAAGUCUACCGGAUCUGGACGGUCCUUUCGGCCUUUGAAGAGAGUUCGGCGGCGUGCAUCUCGGAGAUGCUGAGGCAUGUCAGCAGCGGACGGUACCUCGGCGGUGUCAGGAUGGCUGAGCGCUUCAUCCUGCACGUCGAGAUUCUCUUCUCUGCCAUUGACGAUCUCGAAAAGGAGUUCAGAAAAGAGCAGGCAAAGGGCAUCUCACACAUCCGUGAGGCCCGAAUGCUCUGCAAGAAGAUCGUCAACUUUUUCUCGCUCCUCUCCCACACGCAGGAGACUGGUGCGCAGCGGAUGGGCAUCACCCAAGAGCUUCUCUCCCUCGUCACUGGACUGGCCCACUACCUCAAGAUCCUCAUCCGCAUUGCGCUCACGGGCGCCCUCAAGCUCGAUCGCGAGUUUGACAACCACCAUGCCAUCGGCAACUUUCUCAGCAAGCUGGCCUCUUUGGCGCGCGAGGGGGUGUCGUCCAGCGACGACAAACCUGCCUCGAACCUCUCAUCGAGCUCGGGCGGCGAUCUAACCAAUGGCUCGAAGCCGGGUGAGCUACCGUACGGGUACUUGAGUCUGCCUCGAAGCACGAGCACCAGCCUUUCGGAGGGUGGCGAGGGCGCCACGGACCUGUGCGUGUCGUGCGGCCAGACGGUCGAGGAGGAUUGCGUGCGCAUGGGCAUCAACAUGCGAUGGCACAACACGUGUAUGCGGUGCAAGACAUGCCGAAGACCAGUCCAUCGGGACCCAAGCACUUCGUCGAGAUCCAAGCAACAGCAAGAAGCUGCAGAGGCUGCUUCUGACGCACCGCCAGCGCUACCUGCAAACCAAUUCUCUCUCGAGAUCAUCAGGAGGCCGGCUGAGCCUGGCUCGUCGACCAACGGAAGCGCGCGAUAUUAUGCCUCCUCAACCUACUCUCCCUAUUGCCCCGAGUGCUGCACCGCCAAUGCCAGGCCUGGCUUUGAGAAUGUCUCGCGACUGGAACAGUACGCUUUCCUCCUGCGGGUCGCUCUUAACAGACUCUAUGCGCUCCUCAAGAAGCGGGGCGUCGUACCCGCCUCGCCGCCGCCCAACGAAAGCAACGAUCUGCCGCUGGUGGCCGAGGCCGCCGAUUCGCAGACGAGCAACGAUGCCGCCCACGACUCCUACCGCGACUCGCAGGACAUUAAGCGGAUGAAGUCAGUCAACCUUGACCGGAAGCUGUCUACCAAGGCAAAGGUGCCCCACCUAUCGACGGUCGUCGGCAGCCCCUCUGGGCGGCAGACGACGGCCACAUCGGUGCAGAGAACGUCGCCCACAGAGAUGACAGGCGACUACGCCAGACCUGGCGGCUUGACUCGGAGCCCAUCGCCAAGGCAAGCCUCGCCUGUGGAUCAAGAGAGUGGCGAUCGUCUCUCGGCUGGAAGACCCAUUUCGCCGGGUGUCUCUCCCGGCCGCCACGGGUCCCGAGAGUUGUCUCCGACGCGGCAGGGACGAGGUCCACAGCGGUCACCGCCUCCGCCUCCGCCUCCGCCUCAUGCGCCCUACCAACAGCAGCAGCAAUACCAGCAGCAGCAGCAGCAACAGCCGUCCAUGUCGGGCACCCAGCAGGGCCCCAUCAUUCCCAUCCGCCCGGCCUUUGCGCGUCACAAUACAGACGUCCGCAUUCGCGACGAAGGCCCCGUUCGGCAGCCGUCUGGCGACGAGGCGCAGCGGACUCGGUCAAUGGAUCAUCAUCAGGACGACGGAUUGACACUGGCCGACAUUCCUCAGCUGCUCGAGGCUGAACAAGCUCGAGAGCAGCAUCGGUCGCUGCCCUCCGAGGGCGGAAGGAGCCUGUCGGAGCUGUCGGCGCUCGAACUCUUCAUCGUCAAGCACAUGGCCGUCAUGCUGCUCCAGCAGACUUCGCUCAAGGACAUGGUGCCAUUCGACGACCUGAUCGAGUUCAUCGAGAUGCGCAAAAACACCUUCUGGGGCAAGCUCUUCAAGGGCGGCAAGGACAAGAAAAAGAUUGAGAAGAAGGGCGUGUUUGGGAUUCCCCUCGAGAUUCUCGUCGAGCGAAGCGGAGCUGACUCGACGCUGGGAGCCUCGGCAACGCACCUUCGCGUGCCUUCGUUCAUCGAUGACAUCAUCUCGUCGAUGAAGCAGAUGGACGUCUCUAUCGAGGGCAUCUUCCGAAAGAAUGGCAACAUUCGAAGGCUCAAGGAGCUCUCCGAGGCUCUGGACCGCGAUAGCACCUCGGUCAACUUCCUCGAUGACAACCCAGUCCAGCUGGCGGCCCUGCUCAAGAAGUGGCUUCGAGAGCUGCCGGACCCGCUCCUGACGUUCAAGCUGCACAAGCUCUUUGUCAUGUCACAGAAACUCGAGCCGGAGUCGGAGCGGAUCCGGUGCCUUCAAAUGGUCUCUGUCCUGCUCCCCAAGGCGCAUCGAGACACGAUGGAGGUCCUCUUUGUCUUUCUCAAGUGGGUCGCCUCCUUUUCCCACAUUGACGAGGAGACGGGCAGCAAGAUGGACCUGCAGAAUCUGGCCACGGUGCUGGGCCCCAACAUUCUCUAUGCCAAGGGCGCCGACCCAGCCAAGGACGAGCUCUUCCUGGCCAACCGAGCCAUCCUGGCCAUUCUCGAGAACCAAGACGACUUUUGGACCGUGCCCGUGGAGCUCGAGGCGGUGCUCCAGGAUCGCGAGCUCCUCAACUCGUCGGCCGAGCUGACGUCGCGAGACAUUCUGAGGCGUUGCGAAAAGUAUGCCAAGCGCGUGCGAACGAUGGGCGCCACGCCUCGCUUCGUCCACCCCGGCGGCGGCAGCAGCGGCAAUCGACAUAUGCCCGAUGUGCACGGACCCGCGACGAUGCGCCAGGUGGACCACUACGCGCGAGGUCAAGGAGCGGGAGGAGGGCCAGGAGGAUACUCGCGGAGUCCCAUCGAGGGGAGCGGGAUGCCUUGGAUGCAGCAACCUCAGGGAGGUUCGCAGCACUAUGCCUACGGCAGCUCCCCCGAUCGCAACAACAGCAAUCACUUCUACGCGCAGCAGCAGCAGCAUCAGCAGCAUCAGCAGCAGGCUGUCGCCCGUGGCAGCAGCGGGCCUCCCUACGGCGCCGGCAGCCACGGCCACCCACCACCGAAUCGAUCUGGGUCUGGAACGCCUGGCCUCCCUCCUCCACCUCCUUCGAACAACGACGAGUACGCACAGCAGCACCGGAUGCUCGACCAACGAUCGACGUAG
Molecule: messenger RNA, 4665 nt
Organism: Acaromyces ingoldii
Lineage: Eukaryota; Fungi; Basidiomycota; Exobasidiomycetes; Exobasidiales; Cryptobasidiaceae
Product: RhoGAP-domain-containing protein
Exons: 3
Coding region: 1-4665 (1554 amino acids)
Biological process (GO): signal transduction; actin cytoskeleton organization
Cellular component (GO): cytoplasm
Source: RefSeq, a predicted model, not a curated record